AUGUUGCGGGCCAACUCUUACCAACAAACUACUCUACGGCCGGGCAACAAGCCCCAGCUGCCCCCGAUGCGAAGGCAGUCCUUGAUCUUUCGACUACCACCACUGGUGAACAUAAAGCUGUACGUCGACCGAGCCCUCACGAGGGCACGGCGACCGCCGACAGCCAACAGCAAGAAUGCGGAGGACUUGGUCUUUGUGCCUCGCAACGGAAUUUUCGGUGGCCGCAACAGCUUGACCUUCUUCUCAGACGGCAGACUACUUUCGCUAUCGACUCGACUUCGCAACAACAAGGUCAAUGAACUCGUCGGCAGAAUAUCAACGAUCGUCAAUGGCCGGUUGAGGCGGGCUGACUCGACCGCCAACACGCGGCGGAUGCCACAGCCCGACUCCAUCACCGACAUGUACUUCGAGCGCGUCCACCCGGUGUUCCCCUUUCUCGACAAGGCGCUGUUUGAGGCGACGGUGAAUGGGCCCAACUUUCUCACCCUUCUCGAGCGAAGCAAGCCCUGGUCAUGUCUGUAUCACACCAUUCUUGCCUUGGGAUCGCAGUAUGCAGAUGGCGGGACCUUUGAGGCCGGAAAGGGCGAAUCUUGGAGGCUGUUCUCGGUCGCCCUCGGCGGCUUCUCAGAUCUUCUGCUUCUUCCCGACUCACUCACGAUACUGCAAGCUUUAACGGCAAUGUCGGUUUAUGGGUUGGGCAUAUGUGGACUGGCCGUGGAACCAGUCAUCAUGUCCGAAGCAGCAAGGCGAGCCCAGAUCAUGUCGACCAACAACUUCACGGGGACAGCCGCGGUUGCGUAUCAGAAGGCCUUCUGGAUUCUAUACACCAUUGAGAAGAUUACUAGUUUUCACUUUGGAAGGAGUUCUAGCUUCGUUGACAGCGACAUCUUCUGUCCCAUACCCCUUGUCCCUGAGGCAACAGUGGAGGAUGGGUCGGUCUUGGCAAGGAAGAACUCCAACAUGAAAGCAAUUCUCGGAGCAUCUCGGUCUAUCUUGGAGUUGACCACCAUGAUUGAAGUUGAGCCGUACACGGUGACUUGGGUCAUUGCGGGAAUCCCAAUAACGGCACUCUUUGUCUUGUUUGACAUCGUCGUCCACGACCCGCGCCAACCAGAAGUGGCUUCUAACCUAGCUCUUCUCGACAUGGCUGCUGGUCACUUCAGCAGGAUCGAAUACGCAAGUGGCGGCACUCUUCCAGGCUCGCUCAUCGCCGAAUUCGCCAAGAUCGCGAGGGACUAUGUGAAUGAGAUUCAACAUGGCGACAUCAGAAUAUCUGGCCUCGCGCGCUCAUCCACAGCGACGCAAGACUUGGGCACAUCUCUCCCCAGACCGCCGUCCAGCAGGAACAACAUGAAACCCAUGGAAAUGACGCUGGACUUAUCAAAUACCAUGCCUGGCGACGCUUUUGCGACCACUGCGAUGACCAUGCCGUCGAGCUUUGCGGACUUUUCCUUCGACAACGGCCUUGAUCAAGUCUCGCCCGGCGCAUUGAUGGGAACGGACGGCCCGCACGUCUUGGCCUGCGUUUUCUGCCAUCAGCGCAAGAUUAAGUGCGACCGAAAGUCCCCUUGCGCCAACUGCAUCAAGGCCGACCAGCCGUGUAUCCCCUCCACGCGGGCGCCCGCGGGAGCGGGUAGGAGACGCGUAGUUAAGGACUUGUUGGAGAGACUCAACCAGUGCGAGUCGCUUCUGAGCCAGGUCGCACCGCGCGAUGCGGAAGGGCGGCCCUUCACGAGCGAGACGCCCCCGGCUUUCCGCGAUGUAAUGACAACGGCGUCGGCGGCGGCGGCGGAUAGCCCGUCGAUGAUGUCGUACGUGAGCUACGAGGAAGCCCGCAAGCAGCCGGAUCAGAGGCCCACGGGCAAGAUUGUUGUUGAUGAGGGACGUCCGAACACUACUGAGGAUGGCAGCUUGGACAGCCGUGAGUCCAUGGACUUUGACAUCCUGGCCCUCGGCGCGGUAGAGAUGCUUCGCUUAUGGCAGGUCUUCUUGGAACGUGUGAAUCCGAUGACUAAAGUCAUUCACGUUCCAAGUCUAGAGCCUCUUGUGUUCGAAGCUGCAACAGAUCACGGCAAUGUGGCCCCUGAUUUUGAGGCCUUACUCUGUUCCAUUAACGUCCUAGCAAUCAUGGCUUUAUCCGAGGCCGAAUCUGAACAGAUUCUAAAUGUUCCGAAGAACGCAGCUCUAAGAAAAGCUAGCCUUGCUCUGAAAAAGGCAGUAUCGAAAGUCGACUUUCUUCGUAAAUACAACCUUACCAUAUUACAAUGUCUAGUCUUAUACUUGGUAUCACUACAGGGACAAUUCGAUCGCCACGCGUCAUGGAUCCUGACAGGGAUGCUCGUCAGGAUAGCUCAGAGAAUGGGACUCCAUCGCGACGGAGAGCUAAUCGGCCUUACACCCUUCGAGACCGAGAUGCGUAGACGGAUAUGGUGGCAAAUCAUCAUGCUCGAGACCAAAUACGCCGUUCUCGCAGGAUUCUGCGAUACUCUACUGCCGCCAAAUUGGGACACGAAGCUCCCGAGUAAUCUCAACGACGCGGACCUGCUGCCUGGUUCCUUAGAGCCUUUAAGGUCCCGAGAAGGCGCCACAGAAAUGGCAUUCUGUCUAAUGCUGUACGAGUCGAGGCAUUUCUUCUGCGAGAAUCCUGUCCCGGAAUUCGAAUCUGUCGUCUUAGGCCAGGGAGACCUGAAUGCGGAUAGAUCAAAGGCCAUUGAAGGACCACAAUCCCUGGACAAGUACCGUGUGAUAGUAGACCAGCUUGAAGAACGACUCAUCGUGGCUGAGAAGCGAUAUUGCAACCCGACCAUUGGAGGGAUCCACGUCUUGGCCUGCAAGCUUCGACCUCUCGUGGCCCAGCGGAUGCGCGACAUGAUCGCCCACGCUCGAGAACCCUGGAAGGAGGACGCGGAUAGUCUAGCUGGCCAGCAAUCGUUAUUCAGGCUCUGGGUCAUCCACUUCGAGAGUGAUCUGAACUGGUACGAUACCAUUGACGACCGGUUCCGGUGGUACCCCAAACUUCACCUCCAAGCAGACGCGUUUUCUGUCAUGAUCGAGUUGUUACAGUGGCAGCCUGUGGGAACUUUGGUCGAUAGGGCGUGGAAGGCUAUUGACAGAGUCUUCUUUUACCAUCCGGAGCUCUAUGAUCUCAGCAAACGAGAGAACGUGCAGCGUGCGGAGAACCUGCUGGCUGGAUGGCAAAGACGCGAGCUGGCGUUCCGCAAUGUUGGCCAGAGCAUCGAGACACCGGUUGUUAUUGAGAGACUCAGGGGCAGCGGCAACUUCCCAGCAAGCAAGGCCGAGUCCUUUCCGGAGCCGUUUUCAACCGCCACAGCAGACUCCACCUUGUUUCCUGGGCUUCAUAACUCUGGGUUCGAUGGGUUCGAUGGGAACGUGCUCCUCAACACGGACGCGGCCUCGUUCUUUUGGGAUGGCGCAGGGGAACAUCACGCGCAUUAG
Colletotrichum gloeosporioides is the source of this 3456-nucleotide messenger RNA. Its product is annotated as Aurofusarin cluster transcription factor aurR2. The record is from RefSeq and is a predicted model, not a curated record. Gene Ontology annotation, molecular function: zinc ion binding; DNA-binding transcription factor activity, RNA polymerase II-specific; DNA binding. The transcript has 14 exons. NCBI's taxonomy places the organism in Eukaryota, Fungi, Ascomycota, Sordariomycetes, Glomerellales, Glomerellaceae. The coding region runs from base 1 to 3456 and encodes 1151 amino acids. Gene Ontology annotation, biological process: regulation of DNA-templated transcription; DNA-templated transcription.